Molecule: messenger RNA, 1711 nt
Organism: Amborella trichopoda
Lineage: Eukaryota; Viridiplantae; Streptophyta; Magnoliopsida; Amborellales; Amborellaceae
Biological process (GO): rRNA processing
Cellular component (GO): nucleus
Molecular function (GO): nucleic acid binding; 3'-5' exonuclease activity
Source: RefSeq, a predicted model, not a curated record
UCUUGUAUAAACUUUUUCCUCGUAAUAAUAAUUGACCAACUUGAGUGGAAAUUUUGGGGGACGUGUUUGCGUGAGGUCGCUCUGUUGCUUUCGGAAAUGAUGCUUAUAAGGAUGAUAAGGAGAGGUAAUUGUUGUCAACAAGAAACUGCUAAUCAGGGUCAUCUUUUGUCUUUUUCAAGAUCAUGGGAUUUGCUCUCAGAAAGCAUUCAAGGAUCUCUCAAUUUCCAUUUGCGUCCUCUGGGAAUUUCCGGAAGAGGUGUAUAUUUUUCCAAAGCCUACUUUUGUAAUAACCAAGGAUGGAACCCUUAUCUCUUGACACAGGGUCCAGCCUUCAAGAGUGGCAAAGCAGAGCUCCAAUAUUCAGCUCAAAGAUUUUCUAUGCUGUUGGGGGUUUUAAAGAGACAUCAUUUUUCAACAUCUGCAGCUGGCGCUGGUGAUGAAAUGAAUGAAAAGGAAAAAAUCGUCGCGACUUUUGUGGAGAAAGAGGGUGAGGAGAAGCAAAUGAAGGGCCCUAUUGAAAUCUCAAUGUUGGAAGCUGCCCACGAAAAUGAUAUAGAACUUAAAGGAAGGAGUACGCAGAGAUCAGAGGAUGAGGAUUCUCAUGCUCCAUCAGCUACUUUUGCUCCCAUGAAUUCUGAUUGCAGUGUGACGGAUACAAUAGCCAUAGAGUGCAAGAUGGUUGGUGUCAGCUCCCAUGGAACAAGAAGUGCACUUGCAAGGGUGACACUGGUAAACACUUGGGGGAACGUCAUAUAUGAUGAAUUUGUCAGGCCAGUAGAGCCUGUUGUUGACUUCCGAUCUGAAAUGAGUGGAAUUCGACCCCGUAACUUGAUGGAAGCGCAGGACUUCUCGACGGUUCAAAACCAUGUCUCAGAUUUAAUGAAGGGAAGGAUUAUUGUUGGUCAUUCUUUGUGGCUCGAUCUUAAGACACUGCUGCUGAAUCAUCCUAGAAAGGACAGAAGGGAUACAUCUGAAUACAUGCCUUUCAAAAGGGAUGGAAAGCCAACUGCUUUACGCAAUCUUGCAUACCUCUAUCUCGGUGUUAAAAUCCAAGAAGGCACGCAUUGCCCAGUUGAAGAUGCCCGAGCUGCCAUGGCAAUUUACCAGAAACAUAAGAAGGAAUGGGAAAUAAGUAUCAAACAACAGAUUGGAUCAACAAAGAAGAUCAAGGAAAAGAAACAAAGUAAACCAGCGGACAACAAAGCCUUGAAGCCUGAUCAUGCUGCCACUCUAUCUGAACUCAUGAGAUCAAAGAAGAAGAACAAGAUGAAGAAGAAGCAGCAGCAAACCAAUGGACAACAAAGCCUUGAAGCCUGAUCAUAUCACCACCGUAUCUGAAGCUCAGAUGAGAUCAAAGGACUAAAAAGACAACGAAGCAAACCAAUGGACAACAAAGCCUUGGACCCUUGACCAUGUUACAACUAUAUCUGAAACUUGAAAAAAAUAGAUUGGCAUAUUUAUGCAAUAUUUAAUCAUCAAGAUCUCAAAAUAGUUGGGUCUUGGUUAUAUCACCAUUAUGAUAAUGUGUGGGUCUGAACAGGCCUUGCUAGUGCAAACUGAAAAUCAGGAUCCACUGAUAUCAACAGCUCCAGUAGGAUGAACCUCUCUGGGCGCUGAAUCUUGAGACGGGGUUCCCAGAAGCCUGGUACAUGCAAAGAGAUGUUUAUGUGGACUGUCAUCAAUUAGCAAUGCAAAGCUUAUCAUAAUCCAA